UUCUAGGUUUCCAAAGUAACCAGUCAUAGCCUCUCUCCUGGCUAUAUCAUUGAUAUGACUUUUGACUACAUAAUUAGUUUACUUCAAGGAAAUUGCUCAUUGUGGUAGCUCAAGAUGCCAGAUCAACUAUCUAGAUACAGAGGAAUUUGGUGCCUGGUUAUUAUUAGAGUUUUAUGGCUUUCACUGGACUGGCCUAUGGUUUGGAUCCUUAGUAUAUUACAUCUGUUUAAAUUUCAUGUUUUAUGAAGAAAUCAAAUACGCUUUCAAUAAGUACCCUGUUGAUCUAUUAAGUUCUCCCAAGAUUGUAUUUAUAAAUUAUCUCUCUUAUCCUCACCUCCUUGGAAUUUUACAGAUAUCCAAAAAUGAUUGAGAUUGAACAGGCAGAGGCCCAGCUCUCUGAGCUAGACCUGCUCGCCAGUAUGUUCCCUGGUGAAAACGAGCUCAUAGUGAAUGACCAGCUGGCUUUAGCAGAAGUGAAAGAUUGUAUUGAAAAGAGGACAAUGGAUGGACGAUCUUCAAAAGUUUACUUUACUAUCAAUAUGAACCUGGACAUAUCUGAGGAAGAAAUGGUGAUGUUUUCUCUGGCCUGUAUUCUUCCCUUUAAAUACCCUGAAGUUCUGCCUGAAAUUACUGUCAGAUCAGUAUCACUAAGUAGAUCUCAGCAGACUCAGCUGAACACAGAUCUAACUGCAUACCUGCAAAAGAACUGUCUUGGAGAUGUCUGUAUAUUGAAUGCCACAGAGUGGGUUAGAGACCAUGCUUCUGGCUAUAUCAGCAGAGACACCACACCUUGCCCUGCUCCAGGAAGUACAGUCCAGCAAGUUGAUCUCAUUCUCACAAGACUGUGGAUCUAUAGCCAUCACAUCUACAACAAAUGCAAAAGAAAGAAUAUUCUAGAGUGGGCAAAGGAGCUUUCCCUCUCUGGAUUUAGCAUGCCUGGGAAACCUGGUGUUGUCUGUGUGGAAGGCCCACAAAGUGCCUGUGAAGAAUUCUGGUCAAGACUCAGAAAAUUAAACUGGAAGAGAAUUUUAAUUCGCCAUCGAGAAGACAUUCCUUUUGAUGGUGCAAAUGACAAAAUUGAAAGAGAAAGAAAAUUUUCAUGUUUUGAAGAAAAAGUAUUCAGCGUGAAUGGAGCCCGAGGAAACCAUAUGGAUUUCGGUCAGCUGUAUCAGUUUUUAAAUUCCAAAGGUUGUGCAGAUGUUUUCCAGAUGUUCUUUGGUGUGGAAGGACAAUGACUGAGCAGAGGAGUAGUUGAAAGUAUUUUGUCACUGUUGGCCUUUCGACCUUUCCCCCCUCUGUCUCUUGAAAGAUGAAGUAAUUCU
Messenger RNA from Neofelis nebulosa (Clouded leopard), 1322 nucleotides. It is a transcript of the gene RWDD2B, whose product is annotated as RWD domain containing 2B. The coding region runs from base 363 to 1235 and encodes 290 amino acids. The record is from RefSeq and is a predicted model, not a curated record. Gene Ontology annotation, molecular function: protein binding. The transcript has 4 exons. NCBI's taxonomy places the organism in Eukaryota, Metazoa, Chordata, Mammalia, Carnivora, Felidae.